This is a messenger RNA of Phacochoerus africanus (Common warthog), 1173 nucleotides long. RefSeq names its product F-box and leucine rich repeat protein 15 (gene FBXL15). Gene Ontology annotation, cellular component: SCF ubiquitin ligase complex. Lineage: Eukaryota; Metazoa; Chordata; Mammalia; Artiodactyla; Suidae. The transcript has 5 exons. The coding region runs from base 133 to 1035 and encodes 300 amino acids. The record is from RefSeq and is a predicted model, not a curated record. Gene Ontology annotation, molecular function: protein binding. Gene Ontology annotation, biological process: SCF-dependent proteasomal ubiquitin-dependent protein catabolic process.
AGACAGCCGUGGAAUCACCCAACUCACCGACCCGCUGAUACCUCAAAUGUCCAGCCCAAGGAGGCGGGUUCGCUGCGGCCUCUCCAAGGCCAAAGCAAGAAGACCUUGCUGCGCACGCGCAGUAGACAGCCGAUGGAGCCACCGAUGGAGCCGUCCGGAGGGGAGCAAGAGCCCGGAGCCGUCAGGCUCCUGGACCUGCCCUGGGAAGAUGUGCUGCUCCCACACGUCCUCAGCCGGGUGCCGCUGCGCCAGCUGCUCCGACUACAGCGCGUCAGCCGGGCUUUCCGGGCGCUAGUGCAGCUGCACCUGGCCGGGCUGCGCCGUUUCGACGCCGCUCAGGUGGGUCCGCAGAUCCCCCGGGCCGCAUUGGCCUGGCUGCUGCGGGAUGCCGAGGGGCUGCAGGAGCUGGCGCUGGCGCCGUGUCACGAAUGGCUGUCCGACGAGGAUCUGGUACCCGUGCUGGCUCGAAAUCCGCAGCUGCGGAGUGUGGCGCUGGCCGGUUGCGGGCAACUGAGCCGCCGCGCGUUGGGGGCGCUGGCCGAGGGUUGCCCCCGCCUGCAGCGCCUGUCGCUCGCUCAUUGUGACUGGGUAGAUGGGCUGGCGCUGCGCGGCCUCGCUGACCGCUGUCCGGCCCUUGAGGAGCUGGACCUCACCGCCUGCCGACAGCUCAAGGAUGAGGCCAUCGUGUACCUGGCGCAGAGGCGCGGCGCAGGCCUCCGCAGCCUCUCGCUGGCGGUAAACGCCAAUGUGGGGGACGCCGCCGUCCAGGAGUUGGCUCGGAACUGCCCAGAACUCGAGCACCUCGACCUAACCGGCUGCCUGCGCGUCGGAAGCGACGGUGUCAGGACAUUGGCCGAGUACUGCCCGGCGCUGCGCUCGCUGCGGGUGCGACACUGCCACCAUGUGGCCGAGCCGAGCCUGAGCCGCUUGCGGAAGCGCGGUGUGGACAUCGACGUGGAGCCGCCGCUGCAUCAGGCCCUGGUGCUGCUGCAGGACAUGGUGGGCUUUGCACCCUUUGUCAACCUGCAGGUCUGACUCGCCUGCCGAUGGGAACAGCUGAACUGUGUGGCAGGGCCUCACUGUGAACUGCAGGGAAACAACUGUGGGGGCCUCGGGUGAGAGGCCAAUGCCCUGCCCCACCCUGGAGCUUCGAAUAAAGAGCUUUUUACCCCC